GGAGAACAGAAAAGGGGGGAAAAUGUUUCCCAGCGCUUGGAAGUUGCACACUGGGCUGUUGAAUUGCGCGCUGUGCACGCGCUCGGUACUCGCGCGCUCUUUUGUAGCCGUUACUGAACCGAGCCCCAACUUUCCACCCUGUCAGUGUACCGACUCAACACCGAGAGCUGGAGCGGAAAGCUCGGGUGUCAAUAAUGCUCGCUGCAAAGCGCUAAGCGGAAGCGAGUUGACAGCCAUAUGAUUAUAUCUGCAGUCAGAAACCGAACCGCAAUUGAAACAAGAUCAGAAACAACAACAUAUUCGAGGGAGGAACACAAGCGGAGCGUCCAGUCGGAUCCUGAAUCACUUUACGCGCGGUCAAUUGCAGCUGAGAACCGAAUCAGGAGUCGGUUCGGGGAGCUGUCCACACUCCUUAGGGUUUAGAAGAUUAAAAAAAAGGGGUCAAUAUUUCCGGAAACUGGUGAGUGAUUCUUCAGUUUUAGAGUGACGAGGUAGAUCCAGAUGACUUGGGUGUGAGACAGUGAUCUGGAGGGCGGGCGGUUGAUGAAACCCUCCCACAAACCUUUUCCACUCUCCUUCUAAGCUCCUCCCAGAGCCCUGUCUCCAUGGCGAUGAGCAGCGACCCCGGCUACGGGGGACCAGAGUUCGAGCCCGACUCCGACUCCACCUCCUCAUCCCCAGUGCCUCUCUCCGCCAAGAUGGCCGCCAUCACCUUAACUGACCCUUCCCCCAACGGGCUGAGAAAUGGGGCGGGGCUUAAGAGGGCUCCACCCCAAAGGCCACACCUCUCCGGCAGGAAGAUGUCACUUCAGGAGAGAGGGACCUACCUGUCAGCAGGGGGCGGAGCCGAGCGCAUCUCUCACAUUUCACCACGUGCUGCACGACGGCCAACUAUCGAGUCCAAGCGGGUGUCCAUUUCAGACUCGCAGGACUGUAUCCAGCUUAACCAGUAUAAACUGAAGAGUGAAAUCGGGAAGGGUUCCUACGGUGUGGUCAAACUGGCCUACAAUGAGGAUGACGAAAAGUAUUAUGCAAUGAAAGUGGUAUCCAAGAAGAAGCUGAUGAAGCAGUGUGGAUUUCCACGUCGUCCUCCCCCUCGAGGCCCUAAAGCAGCUUUGGGGGAACAGCCUAAAGUGCUUGGACCCCUUGAGAGGGUUUACCAAGAGAUCGCCAUCCUAAAGAAGCUGGAUCAUCUGAACAUAGUCAAACUAGUGGAGGUGCUGGACGACCCAGCCGAGGACAACCUGCACAUGGUGUUUGAGCUAAUGCAGAAAGGCCCAGUGAUGGAGGUGCCUACAGACAACCCUUUAAGCGAGGAGCAGGCGCGUCUCUACUUCAGAGAUAUUGUCCUGGGCAUCGAGUACUUGCACUAUCAGAAGAUCGUCCACCGGGACAUCAAGCCUUCGAAUCUGUUGCUCGGAGAUGAUGGCCAUGUGAAGAUUGCUGAUUUUGGUGUUAGUAACCAGUUCGAGGGUAACGAUGCCUUGCUCUCCAGCACGGCAGGGACGCCGGCUUUCAUGGCCCCAGAGACUUUGUCUGACAACCGCAAGAGCUUCAGUGGAAAGGCUCUUGAUGUGUGGGCCAUGGGAGUGACACUGUACUGCUUUGUAUUUGGGAAGUGUCCUUUUAUCGACGAGUACAUCCUGGCGCUGCAUAACAAAAUCAGGAGCAAGCAUGUGGAGUUCCCCGAGACGCCAGCUAUCAGUGAAGACCUGAAGAAUCUGAUCCUGAAAAUGCUGGACAAGAGCCCUGAGAACAGGAUUACCAUUCCUCAGAUUAAGCUGGACCCAUGGAUCACACAGGAUGGCACUGACCCAUUGCCUUUAGAAGAAGAACACUGCACUGUGGUGGAGGUCACAGAAGAAGAGAUUCAGAACUCGGUCAAGUUUAUUCCCAGUCUGUCUGCUGUGAUCCUGGUGAAGGCCAUGCUGCGGAAGCGCUCUUUCGGGAACCCAUUCGAAUGUCCCAGCAGGAGGGAAGAAAGGUCCAUGUCUGCCCCAGGCAGCCUGCUCAUGGACUCGUGGCCAUUUCGUCCCUCACUUAAACUCCACCCUUCUUUAAGAAAAGGUAGCAGCGGUGAAGCUGGGCGAGAAGUGGAGCUUGAGGACCUGCGUGAAGAUGAGCCGGCCUCCUCUGACGAUCGCUCAUAAGCGUAUGUGUUUAUCAGCCGUAAAUCCCGCCCUUUACGCAUUCCUACUAUAUGGACAGAUGUAAAUCUCUCUUCAACGUCACAUCAACAUCACCUUCAGAGAAGCUAAAUGAGCACCAACACCACCAUAUAUUUAUUCCCAACUGCAUUCGAAUUCUUUAAUGAAGUGUCUUAUUCCAAAGCCUUUUGACGAUGGUGGUUUGGCCAGAUCCUGCUUUGUGAUUAACACAUCGAUCCUAGCAUUUUGUCUGAGUAUUGCUCCUCCUCUUGCCACACCCACUGUGCAAAGCCACUCCCCCUGCCACCUUCAGUGUGGCACAGAGAAUUUGACGGAACAUUUAACGAACAUCCAGUUUUGUUUUAUAGCUAAGCUUUAAAGACAAUUCACAAAAUUCUUUAUUUCUUUUUUCCCUUAUGCUCUACGCACACAUUCCUGCCCAUUUUUCACAAAUCGAGAUUGAAAUCUUAAAUGGUAAAAAAAAAUUUUUUUUUUGAUGGUAUGAUCGAAGGACAAACAUUACGGAUGGACAGCCAGAGGGAUCGAAACUCUAAGGACAUUUUCUUAGACGUGAAAGAAGGGACGAGAAGCAUUUUGUACAUGUGUAAUGUAAUAUUGAUGUUGUCCUGCCUUGUUAUGCUUUGCAUACUGCUGGAAUAUUUGUUGUACACAGGGCCGGUUUUGGACUGCUUGCCAUUUUGGCACACACACACACACACACACACACACACACACAUACACACAGAUUAAAGAUUGUGUUUUUUAUUCAAGUGGUCAAAACUCAGCCACUAUGAGAGGGCUAUGAUAUUCUCACACAAGCACACAUUUCAGAAUAGGGCUAACAUGCAGGCGUUAGAGGGCUCCACACACACACACACACACACACACACACACACACACACACACACACACACACACAGAGCUACAAAUCACUAGCACAAUGGAUGAUGGUGAAUGUUGCAAAUCCUCCAUUUAGUAUCACAGAAUCCAUAUCAUGUGUCACAAAGUGAGAGGCUUUUUCUCUCUCUGUCCCCCCCUCUCUCUCGCUCUUGCUCCUUCUCUUUCUCUCUCUCUCUCUCUCUCUCACACACACACACACACACACACACACACACACACACACACACACACACACACACUGUUGCUGAGUCUGAAUAUGGUGAUUAACAUCCAGCCCAGCACAUCGCCUGUUAUUCAAAAUUAACGCAUUCUCUUUGUCCUGGAUUACAUUUGUACAACAAAUGAAAUCAUUUUUCACAGGAACAGCAGGCUGCUGAUAAUCAACCAUUUUUAAUUGGCCGCCAUUUAAAUUGGAUUCCAUGCAGUUAAGAAGCAAUAAUUCCUUUUUUUCCUGAUCAAAUGAAUAUUGCAGUGAUGUCCCUUGAUGGUGCCAGUCAUAACAACUGAUAAUUAAACAGUGUGCAUGUUUUCUCAACAUGAUUUGUUUUAUUAUAAACUGUUAGACUUCUGCAUAAUUAAAAGCAGGCUAUUCAUCCCAGGAAAUAUAAUGUGGAGAGCGGGUUGUCAAGCUUUCGGCAGACAGGGGCCGCUUCCAGAGUAAUCACAGUGACGUCUGACCCGAAAUAUUAAACACAUCAGAUCAAGGUGUAGCCACAUAUUUAUUUGCUGUUUAAUUGUCACUAUUAAUAACAGCACUUUUCAUUAUAUUGUUAUGAGUUUGAACGUCACCUGAUGAAGAUGGCACGUAAGAGUGAUUCAGGACCAAUCUCAGAGCAACUCUAAACAAGGAAAAUAGAGAGGAGGCGGGACUUAACACGUUAUUAGGUAUGACACAGUCUUUUGAAGACUGUGAUUGGUUGUCCAAUAAAAACAAAAUAGAAGCGUUUUUAAAAUCUGGUCUGUUAUAAACCCUUACUUUGUCUCUAUGUUAAGAUAUUUGAGGUUACAUCGUGUAAGGAUUGCAUUCGUGAUCGAUCGUAUUAGAGAUGCGUUAACUUCUGUAUAAAUUUUAUCUUUACUAGGAUCUGCUUUUUAAAUUUAAGGGAAUUUGCUUAGAAUUUUUUCACUUCAGCAAGUCUUUGCACUAAGAAAUUUUACGGAUACAGGCCACUUUAAAUCACUUUGAUUCACUACAUGACCCAUGUUUGAUUGCACAAUGAUAGCAAUGCAGCAGGGCUUUAGUCCUCUGUCCAGCACUUCUUAUCUGUCCAGCUCUUUCACCUCCUACUCAUCUGUUCCAUUACUUCAUCUUUAAUGCCCUAAUGCUAAUCCUGGCGUUAGCGACAUCGUUCUUGUCAUCUCAUGAAUCGCCAACUAGCUCAGCCACUAGCUACAUGCAUUCAGGAAUUUAAAACUGAUGAUUACUGUCACCUCUACUUACUGGAUUUCUCAGUAAUGUGACACUGAACACUGCUGCAGAAUGCUGAGUGAGAGACUAAACACUUUCUCUCUUGCUUCGGGGAGCUAACAGUAAAACCUGCCGGCUCUAUAAUAAUCCAUGAUCACUUAUGCUUGAGAUCGUUUACAUUUUGUCUCUUACUGUAUUGUAGCUACAGUACAUCUCCCUGCUGACAAACAUAUGGCACCAACCAACAGCACCAACAUCACUAAGCAGACUGCAUGUAUAAACAUAUACACUGGGGUUCGAGGAGUUUUUCUUUAAGCUUCAAGUGUUUGAGACUAGGGUUCGAAUAAUACAUUAAGAAAAAGUUACUUGGAGUUACAUUUAAAGCUACAGAGCUUAUGAAGGUUUUCUCUGAGUCCUGCCCUGUCUUAGGCAAAUAUUAUUUUUAACCCUGGGCUUCGGUUUGCCAGGUUUUUCUUGAACAGAAUCACUGCAGAAGGAUUUUAAUCAAUAAGCCGAUGAAUGAUUGAGAAGAUGAACACCACUGAAAUGAAUAUCUAAUAGUCUAGUCUACUAGAAGUGUAGUGCAGCAUCGCUAGUCCUCGUCAUAACACUAAAUCACUGCAAAUUUGCUUUAUCUAUUAAUAUGGGCUCAUUAAUUGGCAGGUGCAUAAACGAUAGCCAAGACAAUGUCUGUAACUUCUUACUGUAACGCCACAUCAAUGCCUUGAGGUUUCUGGACUCCAUUUGUCGGUUGUUAGAUAGAGAAGAAAGCCUGCAUAUUAUCCCUAGUUACAAUAUAUUUGUUUAUGAUUUGUUAUGGCCACCAUUGAUGUGUUAUAUACAUUUGUGACAGUAACAAUCUUUUGUAUUGUUCUCACUGGAUAUUUGUUGGAGAGGUGUGAGUUUCCAUGUUUCCUUGGCUCUCUGGAUGACAUCGAUUCUUGUGUUUGGUGUUCCUUAAAAGAUGGUGUUUUCCUGUUGUUACCCAUUAUCCUGACACCCUACUUUCUCUCUCUUUCUCUUUCUGUCACUCAGACACUUUUAAUUGUGUGUGUGUGUGUGUGGCAGCUAAAGCAGGUACGCAUACACUCCAGUGGUUUUUGGAUGCACCAUAUGGAAAUGUACAGAAGUCACUUUAAAAUCUCCUACCAGAACACAGCAUGUGGGUUCCAAAAACGUAAUGCACGUGUCCCCUUCUUGUUAAUGUUUACUAUGCACUCAUAUGUUGUUUGUACGUUGUGUAUGUACGUGGCAUACGGCAUGUCCGUGACCUCAGUAUAACAUUUAAAAUCAGCUCUACUAUCAGGUGCAGUAUACUAAUAACCGUGAUAUGACUCAAGUAUCUUAACAUGGUAUGACUCAAGGAUAAUAAUGAAAAAAAGAAAUCCCUUUAACACAUAAUGACAAGCUAAUGUGUGUGUCCUGCUCUGAUGUUUAUUAUUCUUAUAUGGAUGCUUUAUAGUGGAAGAAAAUGAACAGUGAUCUGUUAUGUAGUCAUAGGUUACAUUUGUGCAGUGCCUCAGUUACAUAUCUCUCACACACACACACACACACACACACACACACACACACACACACACACACACGUCACAGUAGUUGUGACAUCAUGAACUGUACAUUCUUAGCUUAUGAGUUCAGAGGAGAAUAAAUGUGCGUAGUGCAUGGUGUCUCCAUAAGUUGCACUGGGAAACACUACAUUAUUACAAAACAUACUUUGGGAUGCUUUACAUUGUUUUUACAAUUUUUUUAUUUUAAUUUUUUUGCUAGUAAAAUAAGAUUCAGCACCUGGUCACUUUUUAUGUUAGCUAGACUAAGGCUGCAUUCCAAUACUGAAUUUGACACACCCUGACUGACUUCCCCUUAUCCUUGUCCCUGCUUUGUCCUUGUAAAUGUUAGUCCACUUUUAAGAUCAUGUUCCCCAGAAAGACAAAGAAGACAAUUAAACUAGAGGUAAAUUAAAAUAUUAGAUGACAAGUUGGAGGGAUUGAUUCAAUUGCCAGGUCCCGGCUGCAGCACUAAGCCCUGUUAUUCGGUCAUCCCCCAUAUUUCCACUUAGGUGACAUUGUCAAGAGAUAAUCGAUUGACAGAUUAAAAGUAUAACAGCAACCUUUUGAAGAGGACUUUGUAUGAAUUGUGGUCGCUCUCCUCACUCAAACUCUUGACACAUUAAGCAAUACCAUUUAAAUUUUUUUCUUUGUGUUCGGUUCAUAAUCAUUCCCAGUUCACACAAAUUUAAAUUGUACAUUGUUUUGAUUUAGCAUAUCAGCUGAUUGCAUGCAGUAGCUUCAUGUAAAACAGAGUGUAGGCAGUUAUUAGCUAACUGAAUAAAUUAGGUUUAAUCAGGCUUUUGUUUGUUGCAGAUAAGCUUGCACUUUAAUGCUACUUAGUGAGAAUUUAAAUUAGUAAUGAAAGUCAAUUUGGGAUUCUAACUCUAAAUUGAGUUUGAAUAUGUUUUUGUUUGUUGUUAAUUUUAAUGUUGCUGUUUUCUUACUCUGUACAGUUCCAUUGUUUUUUAGAGUGGUGAUUCAGUGGUCUUUACAAAUUGGGUUUGGGGACUUCUCUGGAGUCUGCCUUGAAUGAGAGAGCAGAGAGGAUACUGAGCAAAUGUCUGUAACCUAAAAAAUGUCGGAUUGUAUGUUUACCUCACAACUCCAGUUUUGGGGGUUUGAAUCUUGCCUCUGUGUGGAGUUUGCAUGUUGUCCCUGUUUCCUCCGGUUGAAAGUGAUGCACUAUAGGCUGAUUGGUUUCUCUAAAUUGUCCAUUAUGUGUGUGUGGUUGUUCCCUAUGAUAGACUGGCAUCCUGUGCAGGGUUGACCCUGCCUUGUGCCCCAAAUCUCCUGGGAUUCUUCGUGACCCAGUAGAAUUCAUGGUGUGGAGAAUGGAUUCAUGGAUAAACAGAUACACUUCACUGCCAAACAUGUCUUAUAAUCUUCUGAGCCUUCUUGUUACCUAAUAGCUAGGAUAUCUUUAUUCCAAUACUCUCAAAACCAAUAGCAUGCUACUCAGAACGUCAGCUAAUUAACGUAUCACUUGUUUAGCCUCGCUCUUGAUAGCUCAGUCGAUAAGAAUAAAUAUAAUUCACCAUCAUCGUGCUUUCUAAUAAGGGCUACGUUUUUCCAUAUUAAAUUCUACCCAUGAUGUAUUCUUUAGCAGACGAGGGUGUGUUGAACACGGUACUGAAAUGCAGCACAGGUCUUUUGGAUCCAAAGCAUUUAUGGUUGUAGAUAUCUUUCUAUUCUUCAGUGUGUGCAAGACAAAGUUUCAGAGAGAUUUAUCUCUAAAUACUAAGAACUGCAAUUUCUCAUAUAUAAUUGUCUAAUUUCUCUUUGCUUGUGUGACUGUUGUUGUCGGUUGUUACAUGGCUGUCUGUAUUCCUGUGCAUUAACCUGAAUGUACUUAUUAAAAUUGUCACAAAAAAAGCAUGGCACAAAAAAAUAUUGAAUGCAGCUUAUUACUAUGUACAUAUGUACCAAAAAUAUACAAAGAGGCUAUUUUUUGCAUGCUUUUUGUACAUUUAGACAAAUUCAAGGACAAUAAAGAGCUGAAAACCAA
Molecule: messenger RNA, 8007 nt
Organism: Tachysurus fulvidraco (yellow catfish)
Lineage: Eukaryota; Metazoa; Chordata; Actinopteri; Siluriformes; Bagridae
Gene: camkk1a
Product: calcium/calmodulin-dependent protein kinase kinase 1, alpha a
Exons: 18
Coding region: 606-2150 (514 amino acids)
Biological process (GO): protein phosphorylation; intracellular signal transduction; positive regulation of protein kinase activity
Cellular component (GO): cytoplasm
Molecular function (GO): calcium/calmodulin-dependent protein kinase activity; ATP binding; calmodulin binding
Source: RefSeq, a predicted model, not a curated record